AUGGCUGCGCGCCUACUCCAGGCCUCCCGGCAACGCCGAACGGAAGCCAUGACGCCCGCCGCGGGUUCGGCGGGCCGCGCCGCGGUGCCCCUGCUGCUGUGCGCGCUGCUGGUACCCGGCGGCGCGUACGUGCUGGACGACUCCGACGGGCUGGGCCGGGAGUUCGAUGGCAUCGGCGCGGUCAGCGGCGGCGGGGCAACCUCCCGACUUCUAGUAAAUUACCCGGAGCCCUAUCGUUCUCAAAUAUUGGAUUAUCUCUUUAAGCCAAACUUCGGUGCCUCGCUGCAUAUUCUAAAAGUGGAGAUAGGCGGUGAUGGGCAGACAACAGAUGGCACUGAACCCUCCCACAUGCACUAUGCAUUAGACGAAAACUAUUUCCGAGGAUAUGAGUGGUGGUUAAUGAAGGAAGCUAAGAAGCGGAACCCUAAUAUUAUACUCAUGGGGUUGCCGUGGUCAUUCCCUGGAUGGCUGGGAAAAGGUUUCAACUGGCCUUACGUCAGUCUUCAGCUGACUGCCUACUAUGUCAUGACCUGGAUUGUGGGCGCCAAGCAUUAUCAUGAUUUGGACAUUGAUUAUAUUGGGAUUUGGAAUGAGAGGUCAUUUGACAUCAGUUAUAUCAAGGUGUUAAGAAGGAUGCUGAACUAUCAAGGUCUCAAUCAAGUGAAAAUCAUAGCAAGUGACAAUCUCUGGGAGCCCAUUUCUGCUUCUAUGUUGCUCGACCCUGAGCUCUUGAAGGUGAUUGAUGUUAUAGGAGCUCAUUAUCCUGGGACCCGUACAAUGAAGGACGCGAGGUUGACCAAGAAGAAGCUUUGGUCGUCUGAGGAUUUUAGCACUUUAAAUAACGAUGUGGGUGCAGGCUGCUUGGGUCGCAUACUGAAUCAGAAUUAUAUCAAUGGCUACAUGACCGCCACAAUUGCUUGGAAUUUGGUGGCGAGUUACUAUGAACAGUUGCCUUACGGACGAUGUGGAUUGAUGACCGCUCAGGAACCGUGGAGUGGACACUAUGAGGUAGAGCCUCCUGUCUGGGUGGCAGCUCAUACCACUCAGUUUACUCAACCAGGCUGGUAUUACCUGAAGACAGUUGGUCACUUAGAGAAAGGAGGAAGCUACGUGGCUCUGACUGAUGGCUUAGGUAACCUCACCAUCAUCGUUGAAACUAUGAGCCACAAACAUUCUAUGUGUAUACGGCCGUUUCUGCCUUAUUUCAAUGUGUCACACCAGUUUGCUACCUUCCUUCUUAAGGGCUCUUUUAGUGAAAUACCAGAGCUACAGGUGUGGUAUACCAGACUUGGAAAACCAUCUAAGAGAUUUCUUUUUAAACAACUGGAUUCUCUAUGGCUUCUCGACAGUGGUGGUGCUUUCACGCUGGAGCUGCAGGAAGACGAGCUCUUCACACUCACCACUCUCACCACCGGCGGCAAGGGCAGCUACCCGCAGCCUCCAGAGUCCCAGCCAUUCCCACAAGUGUAUACAGAUGACUUCGAUGUUGAUUACCCAUUUUUUAGUGAAGCUCCGAAUUUUGCUGAUCAGACCGGUGUCUUUGAGUACUUUACAAAUAUUGAAGACCCUGGAGAGCACCGCUUCACACUGCGCCAAGUUCUCAACCAGCGGCCCAUUACUUGGGCUGCUGAUGCUUACAACACGAUCAGUAUUAUAGGAGAUUACAAAUGGUCCAAUCUGACUGUAAAGUGUGAUGUUUACAUAGAGACUCCUGAGAAGGGAGGCGUGUUCAUUGCCGGAAGAGUAAAUAAAGGUGGUAUCUUGAUUAGAAGUGCCAGAGGAGUUUUCUUUUGGAUUUUUGCAAAUGGAACCUACAGAGUUACAGGUGACCUAGCUGGAUGGAUCAUAUAUGCUUUAGGACAUGUUGACGUUACAGCGAAAAGAUGGUAUACACUCACAUUAAUUAUUAAG
This is a messenger RNA of Hyaena hyaena (striped hyena), 1911 nucleotides long. It is a transcript of the gene GALC, whose product is annotated as galactosylceramidase. Gene Ontology annotation, molecular function: galactosylceramidase activity. Gene Ontology annotation, cellular component: lysosome. The annotation marks the transcript as partial. The record is from RefSeq and is a predicted model, not a curated record. NCBI's taxonomy places the organism in Eukaryota, Metazoa, Chordata, Mammalia, Carnivora, Hyaenidae. Gene Ontology annotation, biological process: galactosylceramide catabolic process. The transcript has 16 exons.